AUGGUCGUGCUCUCUGCAACUCUGGAGGAGUCAGUUAGUAGCGGAAUCGAUUUGAACACCAACGCCUUCCUCCUGGUUCAUGGCUGGACAGCAGGUGCACUGCUCCUUGAAUCUGCCGACAAGCUCCUCCCUGCUUGUCAAUCAGCGAAGACACUCUCGGAGUUGGCAGCUGAAACCAGCGCAAAGGAAGGGCCACUGGCAAUCGUUCUGCGAUGCUGCAGUGCUUUGGGUUAUCUGCACUUUGACCCCCUCUCCAGAACUUACACGGCUGCAGACGGAACAGAGCUGCAGGAGCUUUUGUCAUGUCUGGGGCCAGCGUCAGAAGCAGGGAAGUGCCUGAGGCAACUUUAUUCUCAGGCAAAGCCUCCCUUCCAAAUAGCCUCGGAUGGGUUCAACUUGUGCUUGGAUGCUUGGAAGGACGUCAGGCCCAGCUGGAAGGCUUCCAACAGCAAAGCGCUUGGAAUUCUGCUUGAUGGUGUUGUGCUGGCGCCACUGCUAACAUCACUUACUUACAAUGCCAGAUGGAACGAGCAGGGGUUGGAUAUGGGACGAGAGAAGGCCUUCGACAACUUCGAGUUUCGGGCUCUCAGCAAAGCUUCCUGCGAGGUGCUUGGGUCCAUGUUCCAGGAACUGGGAAUCGGAAGUGUCAACCCAGAUGGUGCGGUCUUGCUUUCGGCAAAGGGCCGGCAACGUGUGUACUCCUACUACGUUCCCACGUCGUACUCGCCGUUGCUAUCCAAGUUCCACGAAGUCUUAUACUCCGAUCCUGGCUGGGGCUUCGCGGGUGAUCUGGAUCCAGAUGAUGGCGAGAUACAUGUAGAUAGAACUCUGAAUGUGGUUGGCAGCGGAGCGCAGCAUACCACGCUAUUCAAAGAUCUUCUCGAUCAUGUGCAUAAGGUAUUUGACAACGACAAGUUUGAGACUCAGCCGAAGUUCGUAAUUGACACGGGCUGCGGCGAUGGCCACCUGCUGCAUACUAUCUAUGCGCACGUGAGGGACCAAACCGCAAGAGGCAAGGUCUUGGAAGACCACCCGCUGACCAUGAUAGGGGUGGACUUCAACGAGAAGGCGCGAGUGGCCACUGCCUGCAAUCUGGAGGAGCACAAGGUUCCCCACCGUGUGAUCGCCGGAGACAUAGGCAAGCCUGCUGCCUUGAUGACUCAGCUGAAGCGAAAGAAGGUGGAUCCAAGCAAGGCCUUGCAUGUUCGAUCUUUUCUGGAUCAUGAUCGACCAUACAUUGCUGCCAAACAGCCGCCGGCAGAAGACAGUGCCGCAGCUGCCUUUGCCAUGGCGGAAUUAGCAGAUUUCGUUCAUUUAGACAAGGACGGUGCCCCCAUUCCUCCUCUGGAACUGUUUGCCUCACUGGUAGAGCACAUGGCUCGCUGGGCAGAUGCCUUGCAAGGUUCUCACGGACUGUGCAUGCUUGAAGUGAUGCAGCUCGAUGUGCCAACCACAAAACGUUUCAUGAACGACUGUGUGUCGUUUCACUUUGACAUUCUUCAAGGCCUCUCCCGACAGUACAUGGUCUCCGCGGUGUCAUUUGCUAUGAGCUGUGCUAUGGCAGGGCUUUUUCCAACUGACUUCAAAGCAGUCCAAGCCUACCCAGAACAGGGGCGAUAUUGUCGGAUGCUAAAUCAACACCUCGUGCGGAAGCCUUACGUGAUUCGCCUGGCAGAGCUUGCGGACCUUCCAAAGCUGGAAUGCCUCGAAGAGAAGGCAUGGGCUCCGUGUCUGAGAGCCAGUUCUGAAGUGCUGAAAUCGCGGCUUCAAAAAGUACCGACUGGCAAUUUUGUUUGCGAGGUCGACGGAGAAGUAGUGGCAGUUUUGUACACGCAGCGAAUUCCAGCCGUGAGCGCCGUCGACUCGCAGAAGUUCAUGGACCUUUCAUCCUCGCAUGAUCCCAAAGGCCGCGUGCUCCAGCUGAUCGCCAUCAGUGCUGAUGCAGAUGCGAAAGUUGUUGGAGUUGGGUCGGACCUUCGCUCAUUUGCGUUGCUCCUAGCUAAGUUGGAUCCGACAGUGGACACUGUAAUUGGUGUGACCCGAUGCAGCAAUUACUCUGCAAAGAAUGGGUCAGACAUGGCGGGCUAUGUGGCUGGUCAUGUGCAAGGCAAGCAUGCAGAUAAGACCCUGGGCUUUCACACAGGAUAUGGCGCUCAUGUGGCACGUCCUGUGCCAGAUUUCCGGCCCGAAGAUGAGGACAACGAAGGCACCGGCGUGUUAAUCCAAUAUGAUGUAAAAAGCUGGACAGCCUCCCACAUGGAUAUCACACCAGCAAACGCUGUUGGCGAGAAGAAGACGCCUGAGAACACGGCCACGGCAGUUGAUGUACUGCGGGGGAUCUUGGCCGACAUGAAGCAUCCUGUAAAGGACGAGGACCUUUCGCUAGGCUUUUUCAACCUGGGCAUUGACUCAUUGGAGAUGGUUCGCAUUCGCAACCAGCUGUCCACCUGGGCCGGUCGAGAACUUCCCUCCACCUUCUUGCUGGACUUCCCAAGUGUCCAGGAAGCUGCAGCCGAGCUGCAAAGGCAAAAAGGCAAGGACGGCAAAAAGACCUCAGCUUUGGAGGUCAUCCGCCAGGUGAUGGCUGAUAUGCAGCGUCCUCUGUCUGACGACCAGCUCAAUUUGGGCUUCUUCGUUCUAGGGAUUGACUCUCUAGAGAUGAUUCGCAUCAAGAACAAGCUAAGCCAAUGGCUCGGGGAGGAGCUUUCUUCAACAUUCCUCUUGGAUCAUCCCAACGUGCAGGAACUGGCCACAGAGGUGGACAAGUUGGUUUCAAAGCGCCAAAAAAAUGGAUCUGGAGAUGCAGAAGCCAAUUCAGAGCCAACCAUCCUCGAUGUGGACUUGCUACUUCAGGUGCAGGAGAAGCUCAAAAAGGCUUACUCACUGUCCCAGAACCAGAAGAAAAUGGCGGCCCUUGUCGCCAAGCAUUCUGAUGACAAGGCUGCCUAUGCCAAGGCCCUGGAGCCUCUCCUUGCAGAAGUUGAGGGCUCCGUCCUGGUGAGCCUUGGCAUCAUUGACGACUUGCAGGCCGCAAAUCUUCAGAAAGGCCGCAAACUCCUCGCACUGAGCACAAGGAGGCUCCGUAGGAAGGAGGAGGUGGCCAAAAACGAACAGGAGAGACUUGCUGCUAGAAUCGGAUGGGGUCUCUUCUACCCGUAA
Molecule: messenger RNA, 3159 nt
Organism: Symbiodinium pilosum
Lineage: Eukaryota; Dinophyceae; Suessiales; Symbiodiniaceae
Source: the annotation of a GenBank genome assembly